AUGGACACCCUGGCAGCAGCAGCCGUGGCGGCCAGCCCAGAUGCCGCAACCGGCGACAAGGCGGGCGCGGGUGGCGGCCCCGACUGGGCCUUCCCGGUGUUUGUGGGCUGCCGCCGCCCGCUACCGCCCGACGACAUCCUGUUUGAGGCAGGCAACAUCGAGCGGGAGCAGCUGGCGCGGGAGGCGGCCGUGUCGGUGGCGCGGGACGAGCGGCGCCAGCUGGCCAGGGAGGCUGAGCUGGCGGGGGAUGCCGAGCUGGCAGACCGCGUGCACGUCACAUUUGAGUGCGGGCGGUGCCACGCCGCGCUGCCCACGGCCCGCCUGCUGGACAUCCACGUGUCCGAGAUGCACGACAGCUUCUUCGCGGCGCAGGCGGCCCGCCGCAUGCCGGUCUACCUGUGCCUGGUGGAGGGCUGCGCCCGCAAGUUUUGCACGGUGGAGGAGCGCAAGCAGCACCUGACCGAGCACCACAAGUUCCCGCGCAACUAUAACUUUGACCGCAUCCACCUCAGGCGGCACAAGGCCCAGAUCCGGCCGCUGCCGCAGUACCGGAAGGGCCACGGGCGGCAGGCCAUGGCGGCCGAUGCUGAGCCAGGUGCUGCGGGUGCGCCGCCGCCCAGCGACCGGCAGGCGGCGGCGGUGGAGGGGCAGCAUGCCGAGGAGGUGGUGCAGGGCUUGUCCCGCCUCAGCAUGGCAGCAGAGACCGGCACCGUGCCCAGCGUGGUGCAUUUUGGGCGGGGGCGGGGGCGCGGCCUGGCUGGCAUCCCGCGGGGGCGGGGCGGCCAGAAAGCGCCACAGGCGCAGCCCGGUGGCGACACGUAG
Chlorella variabilis is the source of this 822-nucleotide messenger RNA. RefSeq lists its product as hypothetical. NCBI's taxonomy places the organism in Eukaryota, Viridiplantae, Chlorophyta, Trebouxiophyceae, Chlorellales, Chlorellaceae. The record is from RefSeq and is a predicted model, not a curated record. Bases 1 to 822 code for a protein of 273 amino acids. The transcript has 5 exons.